AUGCCCAUACGCCUCUUCCCCGCUAACCGCGUGCUCUCGUCAACGCACCGCGGCCUCAGUACGCUCCUCACAGAGCUCCGCGCCGUGGACUCAGACCAGACAAAAUCACGCAACUCACUCACGCAUAUCCGUCUGCGCUUCGACCUACUCGUCGACACAUUUGAGGACGAGAAGCUGCGCCUGAGCAAGAAGGCCUUCACGAGAAUUCUCUACAGAAGGGACUUACAAAAUGUCGAGAAGUACAUUGUCAUGGUCAGGCAGGAUAUGGAUAGAACGAGCAGGGACAUCGAGUGGUUAUGCAAGCAGAUGGAGUUGAAUGCUGCACGCAGGAGUGGGGGAGCGGAUUCAGUGGAGCAGGAGGUGUUUGGUUUGGUGUUGGGGACUACGGUGAGGUCACGGUAUACGCUGGUGAGUGCGAAUUAG
This is a messenger RNA of Morchella sextelata, 423 nucleotides long. RefSeq lists its product as uncharacterized. Bases 1 to 423 code for a protein of 140 amino acids. The record is from RefSeq and is a predicted model, not a curated record. Lineage: Eukaryota; Fungi; Ascomycota; Pezizomycetes; Pezizales; Morchellaceae. The transcript has a single exon.